AGAACGGAAAAAAACUCGGACACAAUAAGCGUCGAGAUACGAGGGCAGACAAAUCUUAUUAAGCUCACGAGACCCAAUAGCGAUUCCAGCCUACCUGAAGGUGAAGGACCUCGAACGCCAAAAGCAAACCGGUCAGCUGGGAUUGUCACUAAAUCUCCAAGACUGGGCCUCGGACAAAGAUCUCCAACCAAAGCUACAAUCCCAAGCUCCGAAAUUCAGUCUUUGAGGAGGGAAGAAAAAAUUCUCCUUGAAAAGCACAAGAGGCUUUCGCUAGCUAAGCUUUAUUCGGCCCCCGCUGAGAAAUGGAAAGUUGCUUGCUGCGAGGCCAUCGAUAAGUUAUAUAAUAUUUUAUUGGAAUCCGGCCGGUCCAUUGAUAGGAGGGAUUUUAUAAAGUCAUUGCAGCUUUCCGACCAACUUUUGGCCCAACUAGACAUGCCAGAGGCCGAUUAG
Molecule: messenger RNA, 450 nt
Organism: Mitosporidium daphniae
Lineage: Eukaryota; Fungi; Microsporidia
Exons: 2
Source: RefSeq, a predicted model, not a curated record